AUGUCGCUAAAACGCGUAGAAGAGCUCGAACUUCCGCUGGCAAUUGUUUCGGGAACGUUUGGUUUCCUUGGCCUAUCUAUCGAAACAUCGAUUGUCUAUGUCCUCUACAAGAAGGCUCGUUUCUCUCGAUCAGUGAAAGCUUUCUUGUUCGCGAAUGUUAUUGGUCGAAUCUAUCAACAUCUUUACGCUUUCUAUGAAGCUUUUUGCAACAUCGAACAAAAUUGUUUUCUGUUUGAGCGAGAAGUGGCAAGUGCUUGGCUGUCGAAUGUAAUUCUUUCGACAAUUUUCAAAUCCAUUCAGUUUGCUAUGGUUUUCAUUGAUUUCGGCUUAUCGUUAAACAGAGUCUUUGCCGUUUUCUUCGAUGGACGGCUGUACCAAAUGGCCGACAAAAUGUCCCUCUAUCACAUCUCAAUCAGCCUCUUGUGUCCUAUUUGUCUUUAUGGAAGCUUGAUCCAACAAACGUUUUUCUCGUCUUUCUCUAAUUUGUUUCUCGCUUUUGAGAAUUUGCAAAUGUUCAUGAUGCAGCCGAUGAUUGCCGCUGAUCUUUGGGUGUUGUUGCAAGUGAGAAUGAUGAACCACAAAUUGAACCGUCAAAACUCAGCAGACACACGAUUGGCAAUACUAGCUCUCGCCUCUCAUUUGAUGAACAUCUCCCACUAUUUAAACUAUCAACUAACUUCCAUUUUCGACCUGAAUAAAACCGUUUUUGUGACGUUUCUCGCCGACAAUUUGGUGGCCAAAAUUGCCGCAAUUAUCGAGGGGCUGGUAAUUCUUGGGUUCAGUUGGCCGCGUGAGGAGGAUGGGAAAACGAUCAAAGUACAGGAAAAAGAGACAACCACAUCGGCUCGCGAGCGACGACGGACAAAGCCUGAGUUU
Messenger RNA from Mesorhabditis belari, 876 nucleotides. The record is from the annotation of a GenBank genome assembly. NCBI's taxonomy places the organism in Eukaryota, Metazoa, Nematoda, Chromadorea, Rhabditida, Rhabditidae.